Molecule: messenger RNA, 2420 nt
Organism: Dicentrarchus labrax (European seabass)
Lineage: Eukaryota; Metazoa; Chordata; Actinopteri; Moronidae
Gene: ankrd33ab
Product: ankyrin repeat domain 33Ab
Exons: 5
Coding region: 305-1678 (457 amino acids)
Molecular function (GO): protein binding
Source: RefSeq, a predicted model, not a curated record
ACACAGUGUCUCUUUGAAGACUCUGCGAAGACUCCUCCUCUCUGUUUUAUGUCAUCACAACAAUAUGUGGCAUGGAAAUGGGUAAAGCACCUCUAUUUACAGGGCCAGGAGGAAGCUGUGACCUCUCGGCUGCUCUGACAACACAGUAGGAGUGUUGGAGGAAGUCAGAAGUCGCCCACAGAGUCACAGAGGUGUGACAUACACACACAGACAGGUGGAUAUAUCGACAAUUACAGCUGAUGGAUUGCCCCUUAUGAUGUAGCCAAAGGAUAGAGUACCAUCUCACCCGUUCAGUUGUUGGACGAUGGCCACUGCUGCAGAGGACCCCCACCUGGGCUCGGGCCCUGAUGAGGAUGAUGUUUCUCUGUCAGGGAGCGAGUCUGAUUCAGACAGCAUCCUCUCCGAUGACUCGGUGCUUCCAGAGUACAUGCCAGAAAGAACAAACGGGCUUGCUGCAUCAACACUGUACCGAGCGUGCGCCCGUAAUGAACCCGUCUCUCUGCGGAAAGUUCUGGAGAGAGGGGUCACAAAAGAGGAGGUCAUGGAGCUGGACAUCAAUGGCUGGAAUGGCUUGAUGGUGGCUUGCUGCAAAGGGUUUGUGGACAUUGUUUAUGGGCUUCACAGCUGUCCUUAUAUAGACAUAAAUCACCAGGACAAUGAAGGAAACACUGCUCUGAUGAUUGCAUCCCAAGCAGGUCACAUCAACACAGUCAUGUAUCUCCUAAACUACUACCCUGGUAUAGACACAGAAAUAAAGGAUUGUCGAGGUUUCACAGCACUCAUCAAAGCUGCUAUGACCGGCCGUAAUGACGUCGUCUCUGCCCUCGUUAUGGCGGGAGCUGACUUACAUGCAGUAGACUCCACAAAAGGAAAAUGUGCUCGGGAGUGGGCACUGAAAACCGGCCGCUAUGAGAUCAUCCAUCGCCUCCGCCGCCUGAAUAUGCGGCCUAAAGCUGAGCAGUUCUGUGAGAGUUAUGUCCCUGAGUGGCCUGAGCUCAAGGAGAGGGCAGACAAUGCUGUAGCUGUGAAGAGUGCCAGUGAAAAAAUUAGGCAGCGGAUCAAAAGUACAUUUGGAUUCAGAUUUCCUCAUGACCCCGAGGACAACGGGUGCUUGGACCACAUGGUGCGCAUGACCACCAGUGUCCACAGUCCCCUGAUUUCAAUUGGAUGCCGCCCGCUCUGCCCUACGAGCCCUCCUGAGGUGGGGAAGCGGCGCCUUGCUGUGCCAGAGCUGGUGAAGAAACAUUCGGAUAAGGAAUUAGAAGAGCGCUCAGUGUGCCACAGCAAUGGCUCAGUAUCUCAUAUAAUUCCCACAAUCCACUCUGCUGAGUCCAUCGCUACAACGUGCUGCGCCGAGUCUGACCGCCGAGGCAGCCUCAUCUCGCUGGCUUCCACUAAAGUCGCCACCACAUUUAUUCCACGCAGUAUGGCGAGAAGGAACAGCGUGUUCCCCUCCGGCUGCAUCCCCAAGAUCGACAUCCUGAGGCCUUCGGAGCCAACGCCAAAGAAAGAGAAGAAGAAGAGGAAGAUGGACAAGCGCUUCCUGGAACCACCGAAGUGGAAGUACAAGGAGAUCAAGGAUGAGAAAAAGAAGGAGAAGAAGAAAUCUGAGAAAGAAAAGGCAGAUAAAGAGAAAAAGGACAAAAAAAAAGAAAAGGAGAAAAAGACCAAAAACUAAAAGUUUCAAAAAAUGAUUGUUCUGCUGUAUCGAAUCAUCCCUUUUGAGAAGAAGACGCUUUUUAAAAAUGCUCCACUGAGGGCUUGAAACUUUAAAACCAAAGAACCAGACAAUAUUCAACCUACAACCUACAUGACAACUGAAUGACAGAUGACCUCAAACAAGCACUGCAACUACUCUUUUGGACUCUAAUGUCUAAAAGUUGAGACAAAUAUUAUCUAUAUUUUGAGUUAGAAUAGACAGAAAGUUUAUUUUUCCAUAAAUAUAUUUUUGAAUCAAAAAAGACAGAAAGGAAAUGUUUAAUGAAUAUGAUACAAUUCAUGAAAUCCAUGUUUGCUGAUUUGGUUUCAUAGGUGCAAAAAGCAUUUAUGAUAUCUACCUCAUCAUUAACAUAAAGCACAGACAGGCGAGUACUGUAUGUAGACCUGUAUUUCCUAUGCAAGAUGUAAAUAUAGACACAUGUAGCUAUAUACUAGCUCCAUUGUAUUAUGUAAUAUUGUUUUAUGUGUUGAAUUUGUUGUUAUUUUUGUAAAUAGCUAGCAAUACAUUGUAAAUACUGUACACGAAUGUAGCUAACAUGAAUCAAAACGGCAGAUCUGUUUAAUCCUCUCAUUCAGUUUUAUUGCCAUUUUUUCCUGAUAUUGCCAAUAACAUGUUCAUAUGACAUCACCUGUUUUUAUUAACUCUGUGAGUGCAUGGAUUCAAUUUGCUCGGAUUUACAAAUAAAUGUAGGACAUUGAGA